Molecule: messenger RNA, 5913 nt
Organism: Corvus hawaiiensis (hawaiian crow)
Lineage: Eukaryota; Metazoa; Chordata; Aves; Passeriformes; Corvidae
Product: acrosin-like
Exons: 5
Coding region: 3347-4627 (426 amino acids)
Biological process (GO): acrosome reaction; proteolysis
Molecular function (GO): serine-type endopeptidase activity
Source: RefSeq, a predicted model, not a curated record
CUCGUCGCUAUGGUGGCGGGGACCUUCGAUGCGGGCGGCGCGCACGAUGGCGACCGCCGGCCGGGGAGCUCCGGUUCCCACGGGCGAACCGUGGGAGUUGUUUUGGGGCGGGUUGAGAAGGGAGGUACCAGGGUGGGGAGAGUUCUCGGCCCCGGGGCUCCACACGUGUUUGGCAGGGCGGCUCGGGACCCAAAGCGCUGGAAAUUUCCUGCUCUCCGCGCCCUCUUCUCUCCCCAGCCCACGGUCCCCCGCCUGCGUUAGGCAGAGCAGUUGCCGUCCCUGGGGCUCUGCGUGGUCAGGCCGCGUGGUUCUCCCAUCUCGGGUGAUUGGGCAAAGCGAGUCCUUGGUGUGAGUUUGACAUUGCCCACCCAAACUGCCGCAAGAGCGCCGGGCUGUUUUGGGGAGUUGGGGGUGUUCUGAAGACGCGGCUGGAGCCUUGCUCUGAGGGACUGGGAGAGGCCCAGCAGCACGGAGCCAGCCUGGCCGGUGCAGAGGGCCACCGAGCAGGAGACAAAACCUGUUCUGGAGAGGUGCCACUGGCCGCAACAGCAAAUGAGGAAAUCUUCCUCUCCCGUCAGCUCAGAGGUAGCAGUGGGUGUGAUCAGCGGCGUUUGAUCCCCCUGUAGCGUGGAGGUGGAGAUGGGAACAGCCUGUACACGGGCUGGCUGGAGCAGGGGAGGGCUGGGGCGCUGCAGUGGUCAGUGGGACGUGGGACAGGCCUGGUCAGUGCAGAUCAGAUGCUCUGGCACCUCUGUUUGGAGGCACGAGGCAUCUCAGGGGCUGGAGGCCCAGCUGGUGUCAGGAGAGGCUGCGCUCACCGGUGCCUCUGAAGUUGAGAAUCCCUCUCUGAUUCCCUUGCGGCUCAGGUGCCAUUUCCCAAACCUGCCUCUGCCUUUAGUGUGCCUUGAGAAAGCCCAGCUCAGACCUGCUUCGUUUUCUAGUGAGGGGAUUUGUCUUUCUCCCCAGGCUGCAGAACCCAGGAGCAGGUUACCAGGUGUGUACAGUUGGGUGUUUUCCUUUCAAGGACCGCUGGGGCUUUGGUCCUGUGUAAAUGCAUGGGGCAGAGGGUGGGGGACACUGGGAUCAGGUGGCAGUGCUGGCUGCUGGAAUGUUUCAGGAUCCUUGGCUGCAAGCUGCAGCUGAGUGCAUUCUGAAAUUCCUGAACCACAGAUGCUCACCUGCCUCUCCCAUCAAGUGGCUUUGUUUUUUGGGGUCCUAUAUUUCUUUCUUGUUUUCUUUCACAAAUCCAGGGAAAAUCAUAUGCAUUUUUUUUUCAGUUCCUCCCCUCACCUAAUCCCCUAGCUGCUUGUUUGGAGGCCUCUUGCAGCCCCUGAUAUUGAAGCAGUCUUUUUGGGGUUACCCAGGGAUCCUGAGAGACUGCGGGGUGAGAGCUCACAGAUUCAGUGCUGCUUGUGGCCAGGGCCUAAGGGAAUGGCAAGCAGCUGGCUCGCUGCAGAGAGAGAUCUCAUUUCUGGCUAAGUGAACCCAUUUCUGGCUCUUACUCGCAAAUCAAGCCCAGGCAGUUCUCUCUAGACUGCCUGCACGUGCUUGGUGAGUGCACCUGUGUCAACACCUUUAAUUUUUAUUUUUUUUGGACUCCACUGAUGAUGUGCUUGAUGACCUUCUGGGAUCCCAUGGCAAAAUGAACCUUCUUUUCAGCUGCAAGGGUAGCACCUUCACUACUCCCCUUCUGCAGGAGGUGCCGCCGUAUCAGCCAUUGACCCUCUCCAGGCGAGUGAAGCGGGGUGGACAGGAGAGCACAGCAUUUCCCAGAGUCAGAGGCUGUGGAACCUGAGCUUGGGGAGGCAAAGUGGAGUUCAUCUCAUAUUAAAAGCCUCUGUGGCCUAUGGGGAGACAGCAGAUCUCCCUCUGGAGAGCCUAGGUCAGGAAUAUGCCACAGCCCAGCCUUCCUGGGUGCACUUCAGGUAAGGUGGUGUAGGAAGGACCUUCACCCAAAGCUUUGAGUUUUCCCACUGCUUCUCCCAGAUGCAGCAGGAUGUCAGAAAAGGCACCAAAGCACAGAGGAUUUCCAGUGAAGAAGACACUGGGAGGAGCUGGACAUGUGUUCUUCCACUCCAUAAAAUGAGGAAAACCAGGGGCCAGAGUGAGAGCUGAGGAGCUUCUGAAGUCUGCUAAUCUCUGCUGACUGCCCUCCCUGGCAUGCAGGGAUCCAGUGGCUCUGGCACAGACCCCAAAGCUGUGCUGCAGAUGAUGAAGGUGAAUGUCCUGGUUCUGGCCAGGAUGGGGCAUGGCCAGGACCUGGAGGUUAUUCUGUACCACCUCACAUCCCUUUCCAGGGACAGGGGAAGAAGUCCCCUCUGGGUCACAUGCUGGUGGCCUGGUCAGGUAUUGCCAGGCUCUAGGGGCUGGAUGGUUGCAUGUGAAUUGUUCCACUCCCUUGUACACUCCAUUAUUAAUAUUGGUGCUGAUACUGUUCAUUUUCUUAUUUAAUUGCUGUUUCCAGUGUAUUGUUCUUGUCUCAACCCAUGAUCUUUACCUUUUGUGCCUCUAAUUCUCCUCUCAAGGUCACUGCAGAAGGGAGGGGAAGGGGAGAGGGGAGUGAGCAGCAUGUGGUUUGCAGUGUUCCGGUGGGAACGCUGGAUUGGGGAAUACCAUUCCUAAAUCACAGCAGUGAGUGCAUGAACAUUCCCCAUCUCGGCCCCUCGUGCUCUGCAGCCACGACCUCCAGCACCAGCCUCCAAAAUGAGAGGCAGUGCUGAGGCAUUUGCAGUACUCACCCUGCUCCAAACAUGGAAGAUGUAUAAAGAGGCUCACAAGGGCUUCCCUAUGGCAUUGAAACUGCUGUCAGCUUCUCACACACACUGACACAGUCAGCAAUUUCUGUUGCAACACUCAGAGUUUCCCAGGUUUGUUCCACUGGCUAAGGCUCAUUUGCCUUAACACAUCCCCCCAAGUUGUUGGCAUGUGGCAUUGUCCUUCCUGUCCUCUUCCUAGCCUUGAUGUGCCAGUUUUCACCAUCCUGUGGUGGCUCUGAGCACCCUCUCUGACCAAACACUCCCUUUGGAGAGACCCUCUCCCUUUGUGCCAGAUUUGUCUGCCCAGGGCAUUGUUUUGCAGGUGCCAGGCACGGGACUCCCUUGCCUUGCCUUGAAGGGAUCUUCAAGGUCCCUUCCAACCCAAACCAUUCUGUGGUUCUCUGAGGCUGUGGCCUUUCCCUGCCCUCUGAGGGCACCGUGCCCAGAACCUGGAACCAGCCACUCUGUGACAUCAGCCCCGUGGCCAUGGGUGCCAUGGGCCCUGCAGCUGCUGCAGGCACUUGGGUCACUGGCUGCACUGGAAGAGACAAGCUUUUGUUUCUUGAAGCUGACACACGCCACGGGCAGUGAUGAAUCUGCUGUACCUCUUCAUCCUGCUGGCUGUGUACAGGCCUGCACACGGCACCUGGGACACCUGCAGAGGCACCUGCGGGCUCCGGCCCAUGGCUUCUGACUAUGACUCCAUAGCUUCUGACUACAGCAUGCCACACGUCGUGGGUGCCACAGGUGCCCAGCCAGGGGCCUGGCCCUGGAUUGUCAGCAUCCAGGAUCCCAGGAAAAUAGGCACCGGGCAUACGUGCGGAGGGUCCCUCAUCAGCCCACGGUGGGUCCUUACAGCAGCCCACUGCUUCAUCCGGGUCAGGAAUGUCACCAUGUGGCGAGUGCUGAUCGGGGCCACCCGGCUGACUCACCUGGGCCCCGGCGCGCAGGUGCGCCACGUGAAGCGGCUCCUGACUCACCAACACUACGCUGCUGCUUCACAGCAGAACGACAUCGCCCUGCUGGAAUUGGACCAGCCCGCGGAGUGCAGUGAAUACGUCCAGCUUGCCUGUGUGCCCAAUGCCUCGCUUACUGUGUCAGAGCUGAAAACCUGCUACAUUGCUGGCUGGGGUUCUGCCAGUGCAAAAGCUCAGGGACCAAGUGAUGUCCUGCAGGAAGCCAAGGUCCGUCUCCUUGAUAUCCAGCUCGUUAACAGCAGCCAGUGGUACGCUGGGACCAUCCACACCCACAACCUGUGUGCUGGCUACCCACGGGGUGGCAUCGACACCUGCCAGGGUGACAGUGGAGGGCCUCUGGUGUGCAAAGAUAACAGGGCCAGCUACUUCUGGCUUGUUGGAGUGACCAGCUGGGGAAAAGGUUGUGCCAGAGCAAAACGGCCUGGAGUCUACACCUCCACUCAGCACUUCUACGACUGGAUCCUGGUCCAGACGGGCCUGUGCCCAUCUGUAACAGCCACUCCAGCACCAGAACCAGGCUUCAUCUCAGCCCCCUUCGAACAGCCAGGGCCAACACCAACAGAAUUGGGCUGCUCUACGCCCACCCCACAUCCACAGCCAGUUGUAACAACCACUCCAAUGCCAAAGCCAACCUUCACCUCAAGCCCCUCUGAGCAUCCAGGGCCAACACCAACAGAAUUGGGCUGCUCUACGCCCGCUCCACAUCAGCACCCAACUGUAACAGCCAUGCCAAUGCCAGAGGCAGCCUUCACCUCAACCCCCUUUGAGCAGCCAAGGCCAAUGCCAACGCAACCUCUCCAGCUUCCAUCCGCUCCACAUCCAUACCAGGUACUGGUGCACUUCUUAACACGGGUGCACGAGAUGCUGCAGGACCUAAUGGGAAAAAAGACGUGAGCAGCAGGAUGAACAGGAUCCAGUGCAGGCUGCAGUGCACCGUGACCAUUUCUUACUGGGGCAGUGCCUGCUGAUCCAAAGACAGCCUCAGGGUCAAAGGCAUCCUCUGUCCUGCCCAUCUUCCUCCUCUGCAUGCACACAAAUGCUGAAGUUGAUUUAGCUGUGGAAAUAAAGUUGCCUAUUGUCACUGUUAGCAUGUCCUGUGCAAGGCAAGGAGUCCCUGGCCGGGCACCAGCAAAACGAAGCUGUGAUGGGAGAAGGGAACACAGGUCACAGGGGCUACAGCUCUUGAGGACAGCAGCUGGGAACAGUUUUAGGCUGCCCAUCAGUGGGAUCCCUGGGUGUGGGACUUGAAACUGAACUCUCUCAUGACUCAGGGGACAUGGUUUUAGAAAGACUCAAGGUCUGCACCAAGGACUGUGCAAGGAGCUUGAUAUCCAGUGGGGAGAGAAGAAUCAGGGAGAAUUGGACUGCGGGAAAAAUGGGAAACCAACAGCACCUUCUCCUCCCACAGCGCCCCGCUGGGAGCCAGAAAAGUGCAAGAAGAGAAGCCACAAGAAUCACAUUCAGUAGACACACAAAAUGAUUAGAAGCUAGAAAUUACAAAGAAGACCAGAAAGUUGACACCAGGAAAGAUGAGAAAGUAGAAUACAAAGCAGGCACUAAGAAGAUGAAUAGAAAGUAAAAUAGAAAAUAUGUAUUAGGUGAAUAUCAAGAUAUAUUCACACACAGGUACCACAGCCCUGCACUCCCUUCAGUUUAUUCUCUAUUGUCUUGGAGGUGUCAGCUGGUUUAGUCUCAAGGGUCUUAGAGGACUAGCUGGCUUUUAUAUUUUUUACAAUGCAGUUUGCUUUUUAACCCCUUUUUAUGCUGCUUUGGGUUGUAACCUCCCUUUUUUGGAGGGGCCCUGUAUGACCCACCUGCUCCCCCCCACCCACUCCUCCUCCACAUCAUCGCUGUCCCAGUGACACUGGGGUGCUCCCAGUGACACCCUCACCCUCCCAGGCUCCCCCAUUUUUACUCACCUCCAAAAAAAGGCAAAAAAUGACUUAAAACUGCCCUGGGCAGCACCUUGCUGAUCUAAUAAUCUAAUCUAAUUAAUGUCAUUUACACCUGUACAUGCCCCACCCCCACAAAGGGAGGGAAGCCCCCAAACAGGGGAAGCCCCCCCAGUUCCUGUCCCACAGCAGAGGGGGAGUGUGCCCAAGGAUGGUGCCUCAUCUCCUGGAGCUGCUUUGCUGUCAACAUACACAUGCACAUUCAAGUAAAGAAUGCUUGAGACCCAA